UGGCUCAUUCUUAUGACGUCACUGGUAAUUUAAAAUUUUGAAACAGCUGUGCUUCGUCCGUGAGAAUUUUCGUUGGAUUUGACUACAUGCGUUCAGGUAUUUCUGCGGUCUUCGUAGACAAUGGAGAAUGUCGAAAUUAGUUUCAUGAAGAUGGUGAAGACCUUCAGAAGAGAGUGCCACCGGGUUUCACGGUCUGAGAGGACCACCGUCCAUGGACCAGAUAACAUGCUGAUGGUGCUGCAGCUGGCCAUAGCAGAUGUCAACAAGAAGCAAAGUGGAGAGUUCAAAGUAGCUCUGAGUGAUGUCCUGAAUGCCUGGAAACACUUAUUGCUUGACAAACUUCACCUGCAACCCCCCGACUGUGCACACUUGGAGAACUAUGAUCUCAUCCGGGAAACGUAUGAAUCUUUCCUGAAGCGCUCCAACACCAUGGAUCUGGUCGAUCUCUUCUUUAAGUACCAACAACUGAAAUUAGUGUCUGACCCAGAUGAGUCUUUGAGCCCAACCCAGGUGUUUGAAUUCUUAUCAGGCAACAAUGGACUCUUGGAGUCUUCCGACUCCUCUGUGCCAUCAACACCGUCUAAACACUGUAUUGCAAAGGUGAAUGCAGCGGUCCGAAAGGUUUUCUGCUCCUACCUCAGUUUGCUUGUGAAUACCAAAAAUGACUUGGCGGUGGCACUGACCCUUGAUGUUCCCAGCCGGGCACUUGGGCAUCAGACGUUUACCGACAUCAAAUAUGCAGCACGGAAAAACAACACAUCACUGUUUUUGGCUGUGACAUCUUUUGUGAGAGCUAUCCAGCUCGGAGGGAAGGGCUACGCUCCUCCUCAGGAAGACCCUUUAAGGAAACACGUCAAAGGCCUCUCAGAAUAUGUACAGUUCAUUGACAACCUGGAGGAGAUUCUGGGUGAAGUUCCUGACCCAAGUAUUUGUGGAGCAAGACUAGUUUCAGCCAUCAAAUCUGCACUUGUGAAAGGAUGCUGUAAUGGAGAUGCAGUAAAAUCUGCUGCAGAGGAAAUGGGCAAGCAGCUGACGGACAGAAUCUGCCAAUUACAUGAACUCCAGAAACGGUCGGCUAAUGUAAGCGGGACAGGAAUAAGUCCAGCAAGGCCCAAGGCGUAUGCAGUUAACCAUGCCACUGCGUACGGCGGUAGAGACACUGUGAAAGUGCUGUUGGCAUUGCUGGAUGAAGAAGCCCUCGCACCUCCUUGUCAAAAUAAGGCAGAUCUGUUGUCUGAGGAUCAGCCCACACUGAAUGGAGCUCAGGCCAUCUGUGUUCUCUCAUUGUUCAGGUCCCCUGAAGUGUCCACUGGAUCAUCUCCAGAGCCUCUGAAGAACAGGGUCCGGAGCCGACUAGACCUAAUCAAACCCAAGCCCACAGAAAAACUGAUCCGAUCCCAGUUUGCCUGCACAUACAACGAUGAGGAACUACCACUUAACCGUGUCCUGGACUUUCCCAGUACAAGCCAAGUGCCCACCUGCGUUCACCCAGCACCCAAAAUCACUCCAAGAGUAGCUGAAAAAGAUGAAGCCAAGUCCUCACAAUGCAGUGAGUUGAUUGGUGCACAGCAAGGAACCGUUCUGGGAGCAAGAAGUGGAAAUGGCCAGAAGCAAGGUGUCGGCGUAGGAAGCAGGAAAAAAACUGCACCACAAGAGCAGGGCAAGGGCAGUAAGCGGAAACAAGCAGACUCUGGGCAUAUUAGGGGGUCCGAAAAUGAGCCCCCUCGAAAGAGACCUCUCUGUACCAAGUCUGUAAACAACGCCUUGAACAAGAAGAAGCUGAUAGCUGGACAGGGGAAGUUGACCAGCUUCUUCAGGGUCUGACCUCAACUUCUUAAAGUCACAACAUUAUCGACUUUUAUUUUUGUGUGUAUUGACUUAAUUUGUUAAUGGUGUUGCUUUAGAAAUGUAUAUUUAAUAUUCCAUCCUCAAACAGCUUUUGGAUUAGUAUUUCUGCUUAGAAAGUGAGCUUUUUGACUUUUUAUUAAUUUUUUUUUUUUUUUUUAUGAAACAAAACAUUUGCUUUCAUAUUAAUCCACAAGUAGCUUUCAUAGUUUCUGACAUUUUUUUUCUGGCAAUAAGCAAACAAAG
Synchiropus splendidus (mandarinfish) is the source of this 2091-nucleotide messenger RNA. It is a transcript of the gene parpbp, whose product is annotated as PARP1 binding protein. Bases 121 to 1824 code for a protein of 567 amino acids. Lineage: Eukaryota; Metazoa; Chordata; Actinopteri; Syngnathiformes; Callionymidae. Gene Ontology annotation, cellular component: chromatin. Gene Ontology annotation, biological process: negative regulation of double-strand break repair via homologous recombination. The transcript has 11 exons. The record is from RefSeq and is a predicted model, not a curated record.